GGCUAGCUCUAGUCACGGUUUGCUUUCACCAUCAAAGGCAGUCUUGCCAGGAGGAUCACAGGUGCAGCCAAUGAGUUUGUUGAGCAAAACGUAGCCAGCAUGGCUAGGUUGCAGAGACACCUCUAGGAAUCUAAAAGCAUAUGCAGGCUGGGAAAUGGCUGACAGCAGGUCAGCGCUCAGCAGCAAGGGAACUGGCUCACCAUGGAUUUCAGGAAAGUUUUAGUUAAUCAAGGUAAAAAAAAAAACCCUGUGCCAACGGGCCCGCUGUGUUUGCUGGGCCAAGAUUGAGCUCAGGGAAAGGCUUUAGUGUAUCCGUCAGCACAUUGCAGAAAACGGGUCAUUCAUCAGUGCGGUGCCGAUCAAUAUCCCUGGCUCCUGCACAAUCGGAUUUUAUUACGAAAGUAAAAAUAAAUAAGGAAACAAUCGGCACAAAAUAAGGUUAAGGUAACACCAUGAGUGCAGCAGCAAUACAAGGGGAUCGAGGGAAAAAAGGCUUUUGGGAUUACACAAACAGGUAUGCCUCUGAAGUAGUCCUGAAAGCUCAAUCGGACAUGAAUGUAAGGACAAGGAAAUAAGAAGAAACCCAAGGCCAUCGUAGUGUCACUCCUAAGAACAUCAGAGCAAGCCAUUCUUUGAUAAAGCUUGAAGAGUGGAAAAGAUGAAACUCAAGAAAUGUAAUUUUGUUAACAAUUUAUUUGCAAAAAACAAGUGAAAUUUCAAAAUUUGAUAAUCAAAUUGAAAUAAAAAUGAGAGAGAUUACAAUGAUUUUUGUACAUAUUCACCUCCUGUUUGGAGUUGCUUGCUCCUUGGUUAUUCACUCAAUCCCCUGGAAGGUACCCUGUCCUCAUCAGUGUGUAUGCCAGAUCAAGCCCUGGUACUCACCCCAGUCUGUUUAUAAAGAGGCUCCAACUGUUGACUGUAAUGACUUGCUCCUGACUCAGUUGCCCACAUCUCUCCCACCAGAGACACAAACACUAAGGCUGCAGAGCAACCUCAUCAGUUCAGUGGACCAAAGUGAACUCCAGGGUCUCGCCAAUCUAACUGAGCUGGAUCUCUCCCACAACAGUUUCAUCAGCACCCGUAACUUAAGAAUCACUGAACUGCCAGCCCUUUUAAGCCUUCACAUGGAAGAAAAUCAGCUGAGGCACCUGCCUGAAGCAGCUUUCUCUGGAUUGCCUAACCUCCAGGAAUUGUACCUCAAUCAUAACAGGCUCCGAAGUAUUUCCCCGGGAGCUUUCAAAGGUUUGAGUAACCUUUUAAGGCUUCAUCUUAACUCUAACCACCUAAUGAUAAUUGAUAGGCGCUGGUUCCAUGCUUUGCCUCAACUUGAAGUAUUAAUGACAGGAGGAAAUCCGGUGGAUACAAUCCAAGAUCUCAACUUCAAACCUCUUGGAUCCUUGCGGAGUCUGGUCCUGGCAGGUAUGGGCUUACGUGAGAUCUCCAAGCGUGCUCUAGAAGGACUUCUCAACCUGGAAAGUAUUAGCUUCUAUGACAACAACCUGACUAAAGUUCCAAAGGAGGCACUGCAAAUGCUACCGAGCUUGAAAUUUUUGGACCUUAACAAGAACCCAAUUCAGCUGGUGCAAAAAGGGGACUUCAGGAACAUGCUUCACCUGAAGGAACUUGGAUUGAACAACAUGGAGGAUCUGGUGUCCGUUGAGCACUCUGCAAUGGAAAACCUCCCUGAACUGACAAAACUGGAAAUCACAAACAAUCCCCGACUGUCAUUCAUUCACCCUCAGGCUUUCCGGAAGCUACCACGCAUGGAAAGCUUGAUGCUUAAUAGUAAUGCCCUGAGUGCUCUGCAUCGUCAGACUGUGCAGUCUCUGCCAAGUUUACAGGAGAUCAGUCUGCACACCAAUCCUAUUCGCUGUGACUGCCUUAUUCGCUGGGUGGGGGCAGAGGAUGACAAGCCAGUUCGAUUCAUUGAACCACAGUCCACAUUCUGCUCAGAACCUCCAGAGUUAAAAGCAAGACGAGUAAAAGACGUUUCUUUCAGAGAGAUGGCAGAUAGCUGCCUCCCUUUGAUUGCACCAAGCAUAUUCCCAUCUUACAUUCAAGUAAAACAUGGGGACAACAUAGCCCUGCAUUGUCGAGCAUUGGCAGAACCAGAACCUAUUAUUUACUGGGUCAUUCCAAAAGGUUUAAGGUUAACUCCCUCCACAAAGUUUGGACGCUACCAGGUUUUAACAGAGGGCACUUUGGAAAUAGUUGGUGUCACUCAUGAGGAGUCUGGCUUCUACACUUGCGUUGCACAAAAUCUAGUUGGAGCGGACACAAAGACUCUGACACUAAAAGUGGAGGGAUCCAGCUGGGCAGAAAUAACAAAUGAUAAAACAAAUGAAGACAGCCUUGAGGUCCAUGAUGUUAAAGAACGGUAUGCUGUACUUUCUUGGAACACUGGCCAUAAUAUACCUGCUGCCCGAAUCUCUUGGUCAGUUAACGGAAGCCUGGAAGACCACAACAAGCACAGCACUAAAAUAUUAGCUGGCACUAGAGGCUUCAACUUAACUCGCCUCCAACCGGGAACCUAUUAUAAGGUUUGCCUGCAUAUGGGGCCAAAUGAUACCUCCUGUGUCCAUCUUAGGACUAAAGAGGUGCUUCUGUUAGUUCCUACUGCAGACAUCACCCCAGUAUUCCUACUGGGUCUAUCAGCUUUUUUCCUCAUCCUGUUGGCAGCCAAAACUUGUCAUGGAAGGACAAUAUAUGAUUGGAAAGAUUUUAAGAAACCCCAUUCCAUUGUUUUGACCCAGGAAGCAAUGGCUUUUGUGGCUCCCGAUUCACUUCAGCAGUACAAAGAGAAAAACUCGGAUGGCAGCGGAAAGGUGUUCAGUGAUGCCAUGUCUGGGCAAGAUGUCCCGAGUCCUUCAAAACAGGCAUUUUAGGACACACAAUUUGCAACAGUUUAAAGGCAAUGUGUCAGAGAAGCCGUACAAACUUUGUAAAGCUACUCAAACUACAGCUCACACUCAACACUAACAGUCCACUGGACAAAAGCAUAGCUUUUUUUUUUUUUUUUUUUUUUGCAAGAUUACAAGUGUCUCAAUUUUGAAUACAGUGCCAUAAAAUGAGAGUUCAUUUUUUAUUUAUUUUUUAACGGAAAAGAUACAGACCAUAUAUGUACAGUGAAAGCUUUUUACAUGUAACCGCAAUGUGGACUGAGAAAACCGUGCAGAUAGUGCCAGCUGUAAGAAGGAACUGUCAAGUGUUUUUAAGUAGAUUUAAUUUUACUUGAAAGUUACUAGGAAAUAUGAAGUGCUCACUUAUUUUUCACAUUGCUGAAGACACAGAGUUGACAGGUGGGUAAAGAAAUUUUAUGAAAGACAUUCCAAAUGUUUUUCUUUUGUUGACAAUUUGGGAAGAAACAUCUGUUUUGUUUUGUUUCUUUUCCUUUUUUUUUUUUUAAGAAUCACAUUAUCCUGGUGUGAGUUGUUAAAGAAUUAAAUGUUACUUUUCUAUUAAAAAAAACAAAAAAACAACAAUACUUUUUCAAAUAAAAAGGGUCUAAGCCUAGAUACUGAAAGAAUAUGUAAAAUACAGAAGGGUAUUUUUAAUAUGUUGCGUAAUUGUACAUCAAGUAUUUCUCUUUGAUAUUAUGGGCCAUAUUCAGUGCACAACAUGAAGUCUGAACUAUAAAAAGGUAUCUUCGUCUCAGUGUGUGUGUGUGUGUGUGUGUGUGUGUGUGUGUGUGUGUGUGUGUGUGUGUUUGUCUUUUUCAUGAUGGACACAUCUAUCUAUAUAUACAUAUUAUAUAUAUGAUCAAGGACACAAAAUGAUGUGCUAAUCAGGGCUUGUUUGGUUAUGGAUUUCUCUUUUUCUCACUGAAAACCAAACAACAAUUUUAAAAGUGAUCUGCCAAAAGACUGAUUCUCAAGUUACAUUCAGCCCUGAACAGCUUCAUUGUGACAGCUUUAUACAUUUUUGGAUGGAGACAGAAGGAUACACCCCAGGACUCUGUGAGGAGUAUUCAUAUAAUUGCCAACAUGCUGAGUACAACAAAUGAAACAAGUCCUAUUGUUAUAUUUCUCCUUUUCUUUCACAAACGCAAUGGAGAACUGGAUACAGCUAAGGACAUAUUAAUGUGUAAAGAAAGCGAGUUACAAAAUGGUUUUCUUGAUCGACCGAUUGUCGUCUUGCCUGGCUUAGUCAGGGACAAUUCUUUGACAAAAUGACAUCUACACCUGAAGAAAUCUUACAAGGGCAAAGGAAUUCAUCAUUUGUUAACAGGAUCGUCAGCAAGGAUUGUCAGCUCGGCUAUUCUUCACUUAUCUAGUACAGAGAACCCCAUUUUCUAAAGUGUCAUUUAUGGUUAAACAGCGGGUUUGUUUUGAGUUCUUUGUCAGUUUGUAGUUGAUGUGUCCCUUUGUUUCUGAAUUUCUUGCCUAACUGAACUGUCUCUUCCCCUUUUAAUUCUAUUCCAUUUGAUAUAAUUCGUCAGCUCUUACUUUCUAUCACCUCAAAUCUGUACUUACACUAAAUCACCUUGAAUUUCCAGUCAGUGUUCAGCUUCCCUUUCAGAAAUUAUUUAGAAGGCUGUGUGUUAAAUUCUAUUUUGAAGUAUUAUUAAACCAUUUUAGACUGA
This is a messenger RNA of Silurus meridionalis, 4582 nucleotides long. RefSeq names its product leucine rich repeat neuronal 2 (gene lrrn2). Gene Ontology annotation, cellular component: extracellular matrix. The record is from RefSeq and is a predicted model, not a curated record. Bases 747 to 2885 code for a protein of 712 amino acids. Lineage: Eukaryota; Metazoa; Chordata; Actinopteri; Siluriformes; Siluridae. The transcript has 2 exons. Gene Ontology annotation, molecular function: protein binding.